UGUGGCAGACUUCAUAGAACCUUUAGCCUUCACCGCAAUUUAGAACCCACUCUUUGGCCGGAGUCUGUCUAAAAGUGACCCGUGUAAUUGGAUAUACCACUAUUAAAACAAAAUUCAAGGAACUUUUUAUUCAGGACCUAUCAGGGGAACAAACCAAAUCCAACAAUAAUAUGGGAAAGGAAAAUGUCUAUUUGCUCACCUUUUGGAUAACUUUGUCAAAAAUUUGUGCAAUCCUUUCUUUCACCAAUGACCCAACUUUUCUAGGUAACACCACAAAGAGCCUAACGCUCUCCACCACUCCGGAUUGGCUCUUGGACUACACUGACAUUGUGUCCAAGUUCUCUCUCCGCACAGCUGACACCCCCGAUGACGACCUAUGCUACCUUGUCCCCGGCCAACCAAAGACCAUCGCAGAGUGUGAGUUCAACCCUGACACACAGACCUUCGUCAUCAUCCAUGGCUGGACGAUCACCGGGCUCUUUGAGAGCUGGGUGCCCAAGCUGGUGUCUGCCCUGUAUAAGAGGGAGCCCAGUGCCAAUGUGAUCGUGGUGGACUGGCUGACCCGCGCCCAGCAACACUACACCACCUCCGCCGCCUAUACCAAGCUAGUGGGCCGGGACGUGGCCAAGUUUGUCAAUUGGAUACAGAAGGAGCUCCAGUACCCCUGGGAGAAAUUGCAUCUGUUGGGCUACAGCCUGGGGGCCCAUGUGGCAGGCAUAGCUGGAGCCCUAACCGAGAACAAGGUCUCCAGGAUCACAGGUUUGGACCCGGCAGGACCCAGCUUUGAGUACGCCGACUCGCAGAGCACGCUGUCCCCAGACGACGCCGAGUUUGUGGAUGUGAUCCACACCAACACCCGGGGCUCCCCCGACCGCAGCAUUGGCAUCCAGAGGCCCGUGGGCCACAUCGACAUCUACCCCAAUGGAGGCACCUUCCAGCCGGGCUGCGAUCUCCAGAACACCAUGCUGAUGAUCGCCUCCUCCGGCUUCCAGAACAUGGACCAGAUCGUCAAGUGUUCCCACGAGCGCUCCAUCCACCUGUUCAUCGACUCCCUGGUGAACGCGCAGCUCCAAAGCAUGGCCUACCGCUGCAGCACCAAGGAAGCCUUCAACCAGGGCCUGUGCCUCAGCUGCCGCAAGAACCGCUGCAACAAGAUGGGCUACAGCGUCACCAAGGUGCGCAUGCCGCGCACCGCCAAGAUGUACCUGAAGACGCGCGAGGCCAUGCCUUACAAAGUUUUCCAUUACCAAGUGAAGGUGCAUUUCUUCAGCAAGAAUGAAAUGAGCUUCAGCGAGCAGCCUCUCCGAGUGUCUUUGUACGGCACCAACGCAGAGAAGGAGGACAUCCCUCUCACCAUGCCCUUCCUGAACGGUAACAGCACCCUCUCCUUCCUGCUGACCACCGACACGGACAUCGGCGAGCUGAUGAUCGUCAAGCUGCGCUGGGAGAAAGACGCGCUGCUCAGCUGGUCGGACUGGUGGGGAAGCAACAAGUUCCACAUCCGGAAGCUUCGCGUCAAGGCCGGGGAGACUCAGUCCAAGGUGAUCUUCAGGUCCAAGGAGGGAGAGUUUGCGUACCUCAGCCGAGGGGGCGAGGACGCCGUCUUCGUCAAGUCCAAGGAGGCAACUCUGAGCCGCAAGGAGAGGAGAAUGCACAGGCUGAAAACCGAGGGAAGCCGUUUCGAAGAGAAUGAUGCUUAUAGCACUUGAAUCGAUCGAGCCCCCCCCCCUUGCCCCCACCAUGUCCGUCCACAACAGCCAAAGCUGAGCAGGACGAGUGGGAGAACUUUCUUGCACAGUUACAGAGAGGAUACGAGACUUAUCCCCUUCGCUGCGUGCCUCUGCUUUCCUCCUGUCCAAUGUCAUCCCUCCUUCCCCUCCUCCCCCUCCUCCUCUUCCUUCCUUCCGCUCCUCCUCUUUCCUGUCCUCCGCCUUCUACUCUUCCUCCUCCCUUUUCUCUGCCUUCUCCACGCUCCCAAGCACCGCCUGAACCACCUUGUCCCGCUUGGAGUCUGCUUUGUGUUUCUGUCUUUCAUUCAUCGUUUCACGCAACAGUCCAACCACCCAUCCAUCCCUUUAUUUACCAAUAUCCAUGGCAAAUGUUACGAUCGCCUCGACCAUACGCCAAGAUUUUGUCUUUGAGAACACUGACUAACUUCCUUUUGGCAACAUAUCGUUUUAAGUCCUUCAUUCUUGCUGUUUAUGUCUGCCUUGUUUGAACUGUGGAUGUCUCUACAUCUAGGUAGUAUUUGCCCAUGUGAGCUUGAUCAAUUGUUAAACAGGUGGAGAGUGAUAGGCAUUGUUUGGCACAUCUCUAUUCAUGCUAAAACAAUCAUGGCUAACGUCGCUUAUGUUUAUUGUGCCGCAACCACUAACGCUACAUAUGCUAUAUCACAUUGCGGCCCAAAGAUAUUUAGCUCUUCUUUGUGUAAAUAGCUUUUCUCAAUCAGUAUUAUAUAUAUAUGGGGAAAACAUUUGUUUAUCGAUGAGUGAAUGCAUGCUUGUUCUUGCUUGGUUAUUGUGUCUGGCACGGGUCACUUUAAGGGCUCUCUGUACCCCGCAAUCCCAGUGGAACAUUCUUGAAGGUCAAAGAAUGACAUUGUUUGUUUUGGAAAUGUUUUUUUUACCCACAUAGAUCUGAGGUCAUGUGCUAAAUUCUGAUUCCCUAAAGUACCUAUAUGUCCUCCUAAAUGGGUCAAUGAUGUAAUGUGUGAAGUUCACUAAAAUGCCCUUGUUUUUGAUGGGUCAAUCUGUUAUCUGGAACAAAAUAAAUCAAAUGUGUAAAUGUAAAGCCUUUUGCAGUCACUGCAUUGUAAUCUGUGAACAAGUCACUACAUUGUAAUCUGUGAACAACCCUACAUAAUAACCAUAUUACAUCCAGAGAAUAUCUCAUUCUAUUUAUUGAAUGUACCUGUACAUGUAUAUAUUUGUAUAUUAAGCUGCAAUAUAUUUGGCCAAGUUUCCAAUGCUGUCAAUCUGUGUUUUUUUAGAAGAAGCAUUGUGAUUUUGUUUUUUGCACGCGUGGCUUUCUGUGUAGCUGAUCAAAUCAGACUCCAUGGACGGUUUACUUUAAUGAACUGAAAUGCAGUGCACUGUAAAAACAACAUCAUACUUUAAUAAAGUGAAUCCAAUCCACA
Osmerus eperlanus (European smelt) is the source of this 3136-nucleotide messenger RNA. RefSeq names its product lipoprotein lipase a (gene lpla). The coding region runs from base 171 to 1709 and encodes 512 amino acids. The transcript has 10 exons. The record is from RefSeq and is a predicted model, not a curated record. NCBI's taxonomy places the organism in Eukaryota, Metazoa, Chordata, Actinopteri, Osmeriformes, Osmeridae. Gene Ontology annotation, molecular function: apolipoprotein binding; lipoprotein lipase activity. Gene Ontology annotation, biological process: very-low-density lipoprotein particle remodeling; fatty acid biosynthetic process; triglyceride catabolic process.